AGACCUGUGUGCCCUUACUCCCUUCCUCCAGAACCGCCCAAAGACCGCCUACGAACAGAUAGUUCCCAAACUCCUCGAGCUCCCUCGGCCUGCGCCACAUCGGACUGGCGAAUGGUGGCGGCAGUAACCUUUUUCUGGGUUUUCACUGCGUAAGGACGGGAGGAGCCAAACAUUCUUUGCUCAUAUGACAUUCAAGACAUCGCUCGCUCUUUAUUAUUCGAACCUUCUCCGCGCCCGUUCACAACAUUAACCGAUACGACCGAUCCGGCACGAUAUUAAGCCGCGUUGGAACCUAUAAUUGCAUAAUGGGAGACGCCAGUCCGAACAAGGCAGCAAGUCCGGGCUGGUCGGAAUCAUCGUCAGCCUCCUCCCUCGAUCAGCCUAUACACGCAACGGUCCCCGUACGGCCGCAACUGCCGAGCCGCAAGAGCAGCGGCACCAUGAUCGUACCCCGCGAUUCGUCAGCCAUCGAGGAAGUGGACAUACCGCCAGACGACGUUAGGGCCAUGAGCCCAAGGAGGACGAGCGAGGAUAUUCAGACAUUGGGUAUGGAGGCGAGGGAGGAACUGCAGAGGCAUGCCAAGGCACUGCAAGAGUCCCUCAUCAACCUCUUCAACCGGAUAGAGGCGGUAAAGGAGGAACACGACAAACUCCAUCGCCACAACAAGUUCCUGCAAAAGUACAUUGGAGACCUGAUGUCGACAAGCAAGAUCACAUCGUCCAGCAGCCGCAAUAAGAAAUGAGCAACGACGCGGAACUUGCGGGGGUGCCUCCAUCGCGGGUGAAAGAGGAGGAUAAUGAAG
This is a messenger RNA of Chaetomium strumarium, 803 nucleotides long. RefSeq lists its product as uncharacterized. The record is from RefSeq and is a predicted model, not a curated record. The transcript has 2 exons. The coding region runs from base 306 to 743 and encodes 145 amino acids. Gene Ontology annotation, cellular component: trans-Golgi network. NCBI's taxonomy places the organism in Eukaryota, Fungi, Ascomycota, Sordariomycetes, Sordariales, Chaetomiaceae.